Molecule: messenger RNA, 1803 nt
Organism: Tarenaya hassleriana
Lineage: Eukaryota; Viridiplantae; Streptophyta; Magnoliopsida; Brassicales; Cleomaceae
Product: aminoacylase-1
Exons: 5
Coding region: 16-1518 (500 amino acids)
Biological process (GO): amino acid metabolic process
Cellular component (GO): cytoplasm
Molecular function (GO): aminoacylase activity
Source: RefSeq, a predicted model, not a curated record
CACACGCAUGGAGUGAUGGGGAGAGAUGAGGAAAGAAAAAACGGGGAACGGAGGGAGCGGAGUACUAUAUUCGGAGGGCGUCAUUCUCAGACCCUGAAGUUCCCUUUAUUAACGGAACUGCCAUCGCCUCAAGUGCAUAAGUAUGCUGAGGGAGGGUCCCGUGGAAAGAUAUCUUGCUCUUCAAUGGCCGUCACUAGUCUCCUUCUCCUGCUCCUUCAUCUAUGGUUCGCUGCAUCUGCAGCCAAAGCAGACGAUCCGGCGAUCGUCUCUAGAUUCCAGGAGUAUCUCCGUGUCAACACGGUCCAGCCGAAUCCCGAUUAUCACAAAGCGGUUGAGUUCAUCAUCUCCCAGGCUAAAUCCCUCUCUCUGGAAUCUCAGACGAUCGAGUUGGUCAAAGGAAAGCCUCUUCUUCUCCUGAAAUGGGUCGGCUCGCAUCCAACUCUUCCCGUCGUUCUUCUCAACUCCCACACCGAUGUGGUUCCCUUUGAGGAAUCCAAGUGGAACCACCAUCCCCUCAGCGGUCACGUCGAUCCCGAUGGUAAAAUCUUCGCCAGAGGCUCUCAGGACAUGAAGUGCGUCGGGAUGCAGUAUCUGGAGGCCAUACGCAAGCUCCAGGCUUCCGGGUUCCAGCCCCAUAGAUCCAUCUAUCUCUCCUUUGUUCCCGAUGAAGAGAUCGGUGGCCACGAUGGCGUCGAGAAGUUUGUGGAAUCCCAGUUCUUCAAGAGCUUGGACGUUGCAAUUGUGCUCGACGAAGGUCUGCCAUCACCGACUGAGAGUUACAGGGUGUUUUUCGGAGAAAGGAGCCCGUGGUGGCUGGUGAUAAAGGCCAAAGGCGCUCCUGGUCACGGUGCUAAGCUCUAUGAUAACUCGGCCAUGGAGAAUCUGCUGAAAAGCAUUGAGAAUAUUAGGAGGUUCAGAGCUUCCCAGUUUGAUCUGCUCAAGGCUGGCUUGAAAGGUGAAGGCGACGUCGUCUCCGUCAAUAUGGCUUUCCUCAAGGCUGGCACGCCUUCUCCAACUGGUUUUGUCAUGAAUCUGCAACCAUCUGAGGCGGAAGCUGGUUUUGACAUUAGAGUCCCUCCCACUGCUGAUUAUGAAGCAUUGGAAAAACGUUUGGUCGAGGAAUGGGCUCCUGCAGCACGAAACAUGUCGAUGGAGCUGGGACAGUUCAAGCAGAGGGCGGAUCCACUUGAUAACUCUGGGAAGCCGCUUCUUACAGCAACAGAUCAGUCAAAUCCAUGGUGGGGACUGUUGGAAAAUGCUGUGAGAGAAGCUGGCGGGAAGACUGGGAAACCUGAAAUUUUCCCUGCAUCAACAGAUGCUCGUUAUUUCCGGAGAGCUGGCUUACCUGCCAUUGGAUUCUCUCCCAUAUCAAAUACCCCAAGUUUGCUUCACGACCACAAUGAGUAUCUGAGUAAAGCCGAGUACUUGAAGGGAAUUGAUGUGUAUGCCUCCAUCAUCAAGGCUUAUGCAUCAUAUGUUCCACUUGAAACAGAUGUUGGUGCGCGCGAUGAGUUAUAAGGGUCUAUAUCCAAACAGAUCUCGCCAUACAAGAGGCCGUGCUCAUUGCUCCUUUUCCGGAAUUACUGUGGCAUGAUACAAGCUAUAACCUUCAAUCGCUCCUCUACCACCAGUAACAAAAUGUACCAUAAAUAAGUGACUUGAACCCAUCAUGCUAGGCUGUGAGUUCCGUGUAAUCAGACAUGCUUUGUGAUGUUACGGGUUUCAGGAACAGAUUGAAAGUUCUUGAAGAAACCCUCCUUUUCAGCUUGUUAAUUUUCAUCAGAGAAAUGGCUUCUUCAUAUA